AUGGAUCCGUGUGCGGUAGACCGGGCUCGGACAGCCUAUGAACGCCUCACGGCCGAGGAGAUGGACGAGCAGAGGCGACAGAAUGUUGCCUAUCAGUACCUGUGCCGUCUGGAAGAAGCCAAGCGCUGGAUGGAGGUGUGCUUGAAGGAGGAACUUCCUGCCCCAGUAGAGCUGGAGGAGAGCCUCCGGAAUGGAGUGCUACUGGCCAAGCUGGGCCACUGUUUUGCACCCUCUGUGGUCCCCCUGAAGAAGAUCUAUGACAUGGAACAGCUGCGGUACCAGGCAACGGGCUUGCAUUUCCGGCACACAGACAACAUCAACUUUUGGCUCUCUGCAGUAGCACACAUCGGCCUGCCUUCGAUCUUCCUCCCAGAGACCACGGACAUCUACGACAAGAAGAAUAUGCCUCGGGUGAUCUAUUGCAUUCAUGCUCUCAGUCUCUUCCUCUUCCGGCUGGGAUUGGCCCCUCAGAUCCAUGACCUGUAUGGGAAGGUGAAAUUCACAGCUGAGGAACUCAGCAACAUCGCCUCUGAACUGGCCAAAUAUGGCCUCCAGUUACCAGCCUUCAGCAAGAUCGGGGGCAUCCUAGCCAAUGAGUUUUCAGCUGAUGAGGCUGCAGUCCAUGCAGCUGUUCUUGCCAUCAACGAUGCAGUGGAGCGAGGCGUGGUGGAGGACACUCUGACUGCCUUGAAGAAUCCUAAUGCUCUUCUGGGGAAUCUUCGGGAACCUCUGGCAGCUGUCUACCAAGAGCUGCUGGCCCUAGCCAAGAUGGAGAAGGCUGCCAAUGCCAGGAACCACGAUGAUGGUCAAGAACAGGACAUCUAUGAGUCCUGCCUCACCCAGGCAGAGAUCCAGGGCCACAUCAACCUUGCCAAUGUCCAGGGGGCUCUAGAAGUUGUUGAUGAUGCUCUGGAGAGACAAAGCCCUGGGGCCUUGCUUGAGGCCCUUCAAGAUCCUGUCCUGGCCCUGCAAGGGGUGAGAAGAGAUUUGGCUGGCUGGUACCUGGAACAACUGAGUUCGGACAGAGAGCAGAAGUCACAGGAGCUGGGUCUGGUGAGGCUUCUGGAAAAGGAGGAGGUCCAGGCUGGGGUGGCUGCAGCCAAUGAGAAGGGCGGUCAAGAGCAAGAGCUGGGCCAGGAAGAGCUCUUUGUGGCUGUGGAGAUGCUCUCCGCUGUGGUUCUGAUUAACCGUGCUCUGGAAACUAGAGAUGCCUGUGCCUUCUGGGCCAAUCUGGUGAACCCUGCUACUGGCUUGGCCCAGGUCGAAGAAGAAAAUGCUCAACGUUACUUCGAUGCCCUGGUGAGGGUGCAGCAGCUUCGAGGACUGGAUAGAGCCUUCCUGAGCUGGAAUGACCUGCAGGCCGCCGUGUGCCAGGUCAAUGCACAGGUCCAGGAGGAAACAGAGCAGGUCCUCGCCAUCAGCCUCAUCAAUGAGGCUCUGGACCAGGGUUAUCCUGAAAAAACUCUGUCUGCUCUGCUGCUUCCAGCAGCUGGCCUGGAAGACGUCAGCCUUCAUGUGGCACCUCGGUAUCAUCUCCUCCUCGUGGCAGCCAAGAGGAAGAAAGCCAAGGUGACAGGAGAUCCUGAGGCUGUACUGUGGCUGGAGGAGAUCCGCCAGGGAGUGGCCAGAGCCAAUGAGGACACAAACACAGCCCAGAGAAUAGCCCUGGGUGUGGCUGCCAUCAAUCAGGCCAUCAAGGAGGGCAAGGCAGCCCAGACAGAGCGGGUGUUGAGGAACCCCAACGUGGCUCUCCGAGGGAUAGUUCCCAACUGUGCUGACAGCUACCAGCAGGCCCUGGAAGAAGCCGUGGCGAAGAAGCGACGUCCCGGGGACACAGCCUUCUGGGUCCAGCAUGACAUGAAGGAUGGCACGGCCUACUACUUCCAUCUGCAGACCUUCCAGGGGACUUGGGAGCAUCCCCCCAGCUGCCACCUCAAUGCCUCCCAUCUAACCUGGGAGGAGAUCCAGUCAGUCAUCACCAAGGUCACCGCUGCCCAUGACCGCCAGCUCCUCUGGAAGGCCAACGUUGGCUUUGUCAUCCAGCUUCAGGCCCGCCUCCGGGGCUUCCUUGUCCGCCAGAAGUUUGCUGAGCGUUCCCACUUCCUCAGGACCUUGCUCCCAGCCAUCAUCAAGAUUCAGGCUCACUGGCGGGGUCAUAGACAACGGAAGACUUACCAGCAGCGGCUGGAGUACUUUAAAGCAAACCUGGCUGCGAUAGUCAAGAUCCAGGCCUGGGCCCGAAUGUGGGCAGCCCGGAGGCAAUACCUCAGACGCCUUCGAUACUUCCAGAAGAAUGUUGACUCCGUUGUGAAGAUCCAAGCAUUUUUCCGAGCCAGGAAAGCCCGUGAUGACUACAGGAUGUUAGUGCACGCACGCCACCCUCCCCUCUGUGUGGUACGCAAGUUCGCCCACCUCUUGAACCAGAGUCAGGAGGACUUCUCAGCUGAAGCGGAGCUGCUGAAGCUCCAGGAAGAAGUGGUCAGGAAGAUCCGGUCUAAUCAGCAGCUGGAGCAGGACCUCAACCUCAUGGACAUCAAGAUUGGCCUGCUGGUCAAGAACCGGAUCACCCUGCAGGAGGUGGCAUCCCACUGCAAGAAGCUGACGAAGAAGAAUAAGGAGCAACUGUCGGACCUGAUGAUCCUGGACAAGCAGAAGGGAUUAAAGUCCCUGAGCAGAGAGAAACGGCAGAAGCUGGAAGCCUACCAGCACCUUUUCUACUUACUGCAGACUCAGCCCAUCUAUCUGGCCAAGCUGAUCUUUCAGAUGCCUCAGAACAGAACCACCAAGUUCAUGGAGGCUGUGAUUUUCAGUCUGUACAACUAUGCCUCCAACCGCCGGGAGGCAUACCUUCUGCUCCAGCUGUUCAAGACAGCGCUCCAGGAGGAAAUCAAGUCAAAGGUGGAACAGCCCCAGGAUGUGGUGACAGGCAACCCGACCGUGGUGCGGCUGGUGGUGAGGUUCUACCGCAAUGGGCGGGGACAGAGCGCUCUGCAGGAGAUCCUGGGUAAGGUUGUCCAGGAUGUGCUGGAAGACCGGGCAGUCAGCAUCCACACAGAUCCUGUCCACAUCUAUAAGAGCUGGAUCAACCAGGGGGAGGCCCAGACCGGCCAGCGCAGCUGUCUCCCCUAUGAUGUCACUCCUGAGCAGGCUUUGAGCCACGCUGAAGUCCAGAGACGGUUGGACAUCUCCCUACGCAAUCUCCUCGCCAUGACUGACAAGUUCUUUGUCGCCAUCAACUCAUCUGUGGAUCACAUCCCGUAUGGGAUGCGGUAUAUGGCCAAAGUCCUGAAGACAACCCUGGAGAAGAAGUUCCCCAGUGCCACGGAGAGCGAAGUCUAUAAGGUGGUUGGGAACCUCCUGUACUACCGCUUCCUGAACCCAGCUGUGGUAGCCCCUGACGCCUUCGACAUUGUGGCCAUGGCAGCAGGCAGCACGAUGGCCGCCCCACAGCGCCAUGCCCUAGGGGCCGUGGCUCAACUCCUUCAGCAUGCUGCCGCUGGCAAGGUCUUCUCCGGGGAGAGCCAACACCUUCGAGUCCUGAACGGCUACCUGGAGGACAUGCAUCUCAAAUUCAGGAAGUUCAUCUACAGAGCCUGCCGGGUACCAGAGCCAGAGGAGCGCUUCGCCAUAGAUGAGUACUCAGAUACGGUAGCUGUGGCCAAACCUGUGGUGUACAUCACUGUCGGGGAGCUGAUCAGCACACACAAGCUCUUGCUGGAACACCAAGACCACCUGGCCCCGGAUCACCAAGACCCUCUGCACCAGCUCCUGGAGGACCUCGGGGAGCCACCCACCACCUCUGACCUCGUCGGUGAGAACAUAGCCACAGAUGGGCAGGUGGAUCUGAGCAGGCUCGAAGUGUCCCUGACCCUCGCCAACAAGUUCGAAGGGCUGGAGGCAGAUACUGACCACACCAGCAACCAAAGCCUGCUUCUGAGCACCAAACAGAUGCUGGCUGACCUCAUCCAGUUCCACCCUGGGGACUCCCUGGAGGAGAUCCUGUCCUUCUCAGCUCCCAGAGAACAGGAAGAGGCCCAUCAUCGGCUGAUGUGUUGGCGUCAGGCCUGUGACACCCAGAAACCAGAGUCGCUUCGACGACACCACUCGAUGAUGUCACACUCCCUCCUGCCACUGGCAGAGAAGCAGCGGCGUGUCCUGCGGAACCUGCGUCGGCUGCAGGGCCUGGGGCUGGUCAGGGCCAGUGACUGCUAUCAGGGACUGGUGGAUGAGCUGGCCAAGGACAUCUUUAACCAGCGCAGGCACCGGCAGCGGCGGAAGGCAGAGAUACUGAGACUCCGGGCCACACUGCAGGGCCUGGAUGCAAAAACCACCUUCUGUGAGGAGCAGGGCGACUACUACAACCAGUACAUCCAGGCCUGCCUCGACCACCUGGCCCCCAAAGCCAAGAGUUCUGGGAAGGGGAAGAAGCAGCCCUGUCUUCAUUACACAGCCGCCCAGCUCCUGGAAAAGGGCGUCUUGGUGGAAAUUGAAGAUCUCCCUGUCUCUCACUUCAGGAACGUCAUCUUUGACAUUACCCCUGGAGAUGAGGCGGGAAGGUUUGCCGUAAAUGCCAAGUUCCUGGGUGUGGACAUGGAGCAGUUUCAGCUCCACUACCAGGACCUCUUGCAGCUGCAGUAUGAGGGGGUGGCUGUCAUGAAGCUCUUUAACAAAGCCAAAGUCAAUGUCAAUCUUCUCAUCUUCCUCCUCAACAAGAAGUUCCUUCGGAAGUGAUGGCGGCCGUGGUGCUGCCCGGCCCGGCCUCUCAGCUGACAGGCUGCUGUGCCUUCACAUUAACCUGCUGCGCUCCUGCAGACCAGGCUCAGGCCUGCUCGUGACUCACGGUUCUCCACCCUUCCUGCCCAAGAGGAAUUGUCCUGCUUGGCUACAAACACUAGUGUUCCCACCCGGGUGAAGUGGGCCUUGCUUCCAGGUCCAGCUGUAUGGCUUUUCCCACACAUCUGGCCCCAGCUCUGUGAACCAGAAACCUGCACUCGUUCCUGGAAAGGCCUUCGAGGGGUCCUCCCAGUGUCUGCAAGUCCUUGCAGUGCUGCCGAACAGACUGUCUCCCUUCCUUUCCACAGACUGCCAAAGCCGGGGUCGGGCUGUCUGC
Molecule: messenger RNA, 5110 nt
Organism: Peromyscus eremicus (cactus mouse)
Lineage: Eukaryota; Metazoa; Chordata; Mammalia; Rodentia; Cricetidae
Gene: Iqgap3
Product: IQ motif containing GTPase activating protein 3
Exons: 37
Coding region: 1-4731 (1576 amino acids)
Biological process (GO): regulation of actin cytoskeleton organization; regulation of GTPase activity
Cellular component (GO): cytoplasm
Molecular function (GO): GTPase activator activity; actin filament binding; calmodulin binding
Source: RefSeq, a predicted model, not a curated record